Molecule: messenger RNA, 1725 nt
Organism: Fusarium oxysporum Fo47
Lineage: Eukaryota; Fungi; Ascomycota; Sordariomycetes; Hypocreales; Nectriaceae
Product: thiamine diphosphate-binding protein
Exons: 7
Coding region: 1-1725 (574 amino acids)
Molecular function (GO): magnesium ion binding; carboxy-lyase activity; thiamine pyrophosphate binding
Source: RefSeq, a predicted model, not a curated record
AUGACCAAGUCUCAAAUCCCCAUUGGCGAAUACCUAUUCCGUCGUAUUGCCUCGCUUGGUAUACGACAUAUUUUUGGCGUACCUGGCGACUUUAAUCUUACGAUUCUUGAUCAUGUCUAUGCUGUUCCCGAACUGGAGUGGCUGGGUUGCUGCAAUGAACUCAAUGCUGCAUACGCCACGGAUGGAUAUGCUCGCAUAAGAGAACUCCCAGGUGUCCUCCUCACUACCUAUGGAGUGGGCGAGCUGUCGGCUAUGAAUGGAGUUGCCGGAGCCUAUGCUGAGCAUGCCGGGAUGAUUCACAUUGUUGGUAUGACUAGUCGAAAAGUCCAGAAACAAAGACCGCUGAUCCAUCACACCUUUGAGCCAAACAUGGAUCACACCAUCUAUAUGCAAAUGAGUGCUCCUAUCAGAAACUCACAUGCAUUUCUAGUCAAUGAGGAAACAUUGACAAAUGAUAUUGAUCACGCAAUCGAGGAUUGUGUCAAGAGCCGCCUGCCUGUUUAUAUUUUCAUUCCUAUGGAUGUUCCCUCAAUUCCAGUUCCUCUCUCCGCUCUCGACAAACCCUUGGAUCUAGAAAUUAAGAACGAUGGUGACAUUGAGUCUAAGAUCCUCAGCAAGAUACUCGACGCUGUUAGCCGUGCUAAGAACCCGUCAAUCCUUGCUGAUGUUCUCACAAUCCGUCACGGCGGAAGGGAUCUUGUCCGCGAGUUGGCUGAUCUGACCCAAUUCCCGACGUUCUCUUGCCCAUUGUCUAAAGGUAUCAUCGACGAGGAUAAGCCCUACUACAUGGGUGUUUACAGCGCAAAUGUGUCGUUCCCUGGUGUACAGGAGGCUCUUGAAAUGUCCGACCUGAUCAUCAACACUGGCACUCUGCAAACUGACUCCAAUACUGGUGGAUUUACACGCAAGAUUCCGGAGGAAAAGGUUAUCCUUCUUGAACACAACAAAUGUGUUGUGCUUGGCGAGGAGUUCCCUAACAUCCACUUUCUACCUGUUUUGCGUCGACUUGUCAAGAACCUCAAGGCCAAAGCAACCCAAUACAACCUUCCGGUCGCACUUCCAGCUGCUAGAAUCAACCCGCCUCAAUUGCGAUCUGACCGCUCAGGGCAGCUGAUACAGGACUUUGUCUGGCAGAGAAUUGGCAAGUUCCUACAACCAGAUGACAUUAUCGUCACCGACUGUGGAACAGGUCAGUUUGGAAUGUUUGAUGCCACAUUUCCCCCAGCGUCCAGGGCUAUCACAUCAACAUUCUGGUCGGCCAUUGGGUUCUCGGUCGGUGCGUGCCUCGGAGCUUGUGUCGCUGCCCGCGAGAUGAAACACUCUGGUCGGGUGAUCCUCAUUGUUGGUGAUGGCUCUUUACAGAUAUCUGUCCAAGAUAUCGGAACUUGCAUUCGUUUUGGUUUCAAACCUAUCAUCUUCGUUGUGAACAACAACGGAUACUCCAUUGAAAGAGCUAUCCGUGGCGCUGAGUUGAGCUACAAUGACAUCAACUCCAAUUGGGAUCACCAGCAGCUGCUUGGUUUCUUCGGGGCUAGGCCUGACACUGGCAUCGCGAGCUUCAGCACCGAGUGCCAUACAGUUGAAGAGCUCGAGAGUGUCCUUAGCAAAGAUGAAUUAAAGAGGGCUGAACAUAUCAGUCUUAUCGAGCUGUUCUUCAGCCCAUUCGACUACCCCUGGCGCUUGGCUACCCAAGUUAGCAAUACACUUGGCCGACCUUCAAGAUAA